AGCGGCAGCGGGCGCAGCCUCCGGCCGCGGGCUGGGAGGAAGGAGGGUUCAGCCCCUGAGGUGCUCGGGACCCGGCGGGCCUGAGCCCCGCGGGCGGGGGUGCGUGCCGUGCCCGGCCCGGCCCGGCCCGGCCCGGCAUGGCGCGGUGCCCGCUGGCGGUGCUGGCGCUGCUCCUGUGCUCGCUGCGGCCGGGCAGUGCCGCCCUCACAGCGCCUGCCGGCGCCCGGCCGCGGCAGGAGGGCGGCGGCGGCCGGCAGCGAGGAGAAGCGGCGGCGGCUCUGCGGGAAAGUGCUGAAAGAAUUAGAUUAUUGAAUUCAUCAGCAAAAGAUAAUACAACUGCUGUGUAUGGAAUAAAUCAGUUUUCUCACCUGUUUCCUGAAGAGUUCAAAGCUAUUUACUUGAGAAGCAUACCUCACAAACUUCCCAGAUACACAAAAGUGCCAAAGGGGAAGGAAGAGGCUCUGCCAAAGAAGUUUGACUGGAGGGACAAGAAAGUCAUUGCAGAAGUGAGAAAUCAGCAGACCUGUGGAGGCUGCUGGGCUUUCAGCGUUGUAGGUGGCAUAGAGUCUGCAUAUGCAAUUAGAAGAAGCACCCUGGAAGAGCUGAGUGUGCAGCAAGUUAUUGACUGCUCAUACAACAACUACGGCUGCAAUGGGGGAUCCACAGUUAGUGCUUUGAGCUGGCUGAACCAGACAAAAGUAAAACUUGUGAGAGAUUCAGAAUACACUUUUAAAGCUCAGACAGGACUGUGCCAUUAUUUUGAGCGCUCAGAUUUUGGAGUUUCAAUAACAGGAUUUGCUGCAUAUGACUUCAGUGGUCAAGAAGAGGAAAUGAUGAGGAUGCUUGUCAGCUGGGGCCCUUUGGCAGUGACAGUCGAUGCCAUUAGCUGGCAGGAUUAUCUCGGUGGAAUCAUACAAUAUCACUGCUCCAGUGGGAGAGCAAACCAUGCUGUUCUUAUCACUGGUUUUGACAGAACAGGUAGCAUCCCUUACUGGAUUGUGCAGAACUCCUGGGGGCCGACGUGGGGAAUAGACGGCUACGUUCGUGUUAAGAUAGGCGGCAAUGUCUGUGGUAUAGCAGACACAGUAUCAGCAGUAUUUGUUUGACAUGUCUCUGGGCCUUUACAACUGGUCAAAAACCACAAGUAUCAUGAGGACAGACACUGUAUAUGAAGAUGUAAUUCAUAACACCGUUUUCAAAUAAAAGAAAUGGCUGUAAGGGCAAUUCCUGCAACUCCUGGCUGAAGUUUUUAAAAAUGUUUUCGUUUGGAAUUUGUGUUGAAUGCCAAAUUUCUCAUGGAGUAAGAAGACUGAACUACAGAGUGUACAAAUAGAAAUUACAAAGAUGGACUUAAGCCUCAAAUAUAAGCUUUAUCCAGGUGUUGAAAACUACUCCAUAGGAGAAAAUCUUACAAGGAAAGAAAUGAUGACAAAUAAGAAGGAAUUUGGAUCAAAAAAUCAAUAGUAUAAGAGUAUAUUUGAAAUGAUUUGAAUAAAAGAAUCAUGACUAACGGUUUAGAAAGUCAGCUAUUACAGAAUAUAUCCAAUAGAGCGAGUGUUGUAUUUCCCUCAUUAAUGAAUUCAAAGGUGGGACUUGCUGGUAAUAAAAAGGUAUUCCAGCUUUGCUGAGCUGUGAAACUGCAUCUGUGGGCAAAUGCAGCUAGGACUCACAAUGAAACAUGUAACUCUAAAAUGCUCUGAAUUUUUCACCUGGAAUGCUUUACCUGUAUCUUUUAAGGUGGCUGACUACAAAAGGUAUUGAAGCAAUUCUGUAAUUUUUGCACUCAAUUACUCUGCCAUGGUUUUAGAUUAAUUUUUUAAUAAUCUUUUAAUGACAAAUGCAAUGAGUAUUUAUAAUUGUCUAUUGGUUUAGUCCUUCUAACUGUUAAUAUUUAAAAUGAAAGGAAGACCAAGUAUGAUGUUUCUUCAAGUUUUGCUACUUACUGAAUUUACUUGGCUGAAAACUUCAGUUUUAAAAAAUAUGAAGUCUUUUGUACUCACGAAUGUUGUAUAGUCUGGCCUUCCCUGAGUGACUUACAAACAACAGAUAGCACACUUCCAUAACUGGAAAACAAAGUCCCCAAUGGGCAUAGAGGAGAGUAAUGUAGUCAUAGCAAUAUGAAACACAGACGUGCCUCCAGUGUUUUUGAGGUACUACUGCCGGGUAUAAGUACCUGAAGUGCUGUGGUAGAGAGAACUUACCAGAAAUCCCAGCCUACAGUGCUUGUGUCUUUCCAAAGGAAGCACUUAAAAAGAGAAAAGUCCUUUCAAUGGGAAGAUGACACUGCAUUAUCGAUAUUCUAUAGCCAAAGUUGCCUUUUAUUAUAUACCAAUUUGAAUAAAAAUCACUUUAAAUGCC
Messenger RNA from Prinia subflava (tawny-flanked prinia), 2358 nucleotides. RefSeq names its product cathepsin O (gene CTSO). The transcript is spliced from 8 exons. Bases 138 to 1106 code for a protein of 322 amino acids. Gene Ontology annotation, cellular component: lysosome. NCBI's taxonomy places the organism in Eukaryota, Metazoa, Chordata, Aves, Passeriformes, Cisticolidae. Gene Ontology annotation, molecular function: cysteine-type endopeptidase activity. The record is from RefSeq and is a predicted model, not a curated record.